AUGCCUUCACUGUUGGCAGUCAAGUCAUCCCUGAAACAAUCCAACUCUUUUAAUAUGAUGCCCGACGUCUCAUCGUCAACAACUGGUAUUGGGCGCCUUCGCGGCGUCCAACGUUCCAGCUCCGGAAAUAGUCGUCGCGCUAGCGGCGGCGUUCGACGUACCAGUUCUUGGGGCUUUCGGAGGACCACCGGCCGCAAAAUCUCGGCUGCAGCUCACGCCGUGGCAGAGGCGCCAACGAAUAUCUUUGCAUCGGACAUGGUUGUCUCUUUGGACUUUGUGUCGGCUCGGCUAGAUGAAGUCAAGUCGGACAAGUCAAUAAGAAGGCUGGAGAUAGAAGAUCUCAUUGUCAGUGCUCACCGGCCAAAGCUCAUGGGGAAAGUAACCAAGCUCUUGUUUGCUGGAGAUCGGGAAUGGCAUGCAAUUUCCUUUGUGGAUUCCAUCCCGUGGGAUCAGUUCAAGUGGUGGCAGGGGCGAAAGAGAAUGGUCAUGUUUGCCUUUGAAGGGUCUAAAAAUACUGCUACGAGAAACAAGAUCACAUUCCAGGCCAACGUAGAAGUCUCCUCAGGUUUGGCUUUGAAAGAGUUUGGUUCGCUUCUAAGGGACAUCAAAGGACAACAGGGCAUCUGCAACGUAACCUUUGCUGGAGCACUCUUUGGAUACAGCGAAGGCUCGGAGGCUCUCGAUUUCAUCGUCAGCGGGGAUGGCACCUUAUCAGAGAUGGUCACCAUCAAGAUUUCGUUCGGUUGGAAAGCUGACCCCAACAGCUACGAGUUACUGGACGCUUGCAUACAGGAUAUCGAGCUUAAAGCGUUCAGAGAAACGAUCAACAGCACGGGGACCCAGAUGAGACGUGUUCAAUCCACUGGUGCUGCUUCGGCUCAAAUGCGCGACUCCCUGAGGAACUCCAAACACAAGGACACGGCACCCCGUCCAGCUCUGAAAAGAAACAGUUGUGGCAGUGCACGCAGCAAGUCUCCAGCUCCCAGUAGAAUCAAGCCCAUUGAGUCCAGUGCUCGCAGCAACCCAAUCUCACCACUUCGGCGCAACCGAACGACCGGAACCGUAGAUAUUGGGAAACAGGGAAGGCGCAUGGCGAUAAGCAAAGAUAUCCAGUUGCCUUUAGCAAAACUCAGGCGCAACAGAUCCGCUGGCACUCUCAAUGACAAAUGUGUGGAGAUACAUGAGCGUAGGUCAAAGAGGGAAGACAGGAGAACACGGCAGAGGAAAACCAGGUCGAACAGUGUUCCUUCUUUGAACGCAAACAACGAUGAAUCCGAUGACGAGCUUCCCUUGGUUAAGCGUGCCACGCUUCCUGCGGCCAAGUUUCGUACAAAAGCAAAAAGAUCAAUCAGCGCGCCAUUGCCGGACCAUGGCAGUGAUAAUACGGAAUCGACCGCUGAAGGAAAAGGGGGGGAGAGCAGUAGAACCUCUGAUGCCACAACCGCGGCCUUGACCGAUUCUGAUACUGAGGUGGUUUCAUCCGGAAAUCAUUGUGCUGAACGUGAAGAUGAAUCUGAGGACGGACGGGUGGAUGGCCCCGACUUUCAAUGGACAAAACAUGCGAAAGAAUCAAGUAAGCGUGGCAAAGAGGCUUCUGGUGCUUCGAAAGAUAUGAGUUCUAGCAACGAAACAGCAAAGGAACCAGCGGAUGUCAGUCACGCGCCUCUUGAAUAUUUUGACUGGGAGCUUGGCAAACCAGUGGCGAUCCCCAGAAGAAGCAAGAGCGCUGGAAGCUUUAAGCAGCGAACGACGCAAACCGGAAGUGCUGACUGCAGCAAUGUCGCACCACAAACCCACCUUUCGGCGUCACAGUCGCUGGGAAAGUUGAAAUCUGGCCUGGCAAAGCAAUCCCAAGGGUCCCAGAAGAAGAAGGAACUCACCCGCAAGUCGUCUGAGAGCACGGCAUCUCCGAUGCUAGUGCGCAACGGGGGCAUGAAAUCAAACUCCUCGGCGUCUUUGACGGCAGUCGUCAAAUCUUCCAAAAAUCAAUCAAAUACGAGCUCAGAUACAAAACGUAGUGGUGCGGCAAGAUCGUUGAUGGCGUCAGUGGACUCCGCGAACCGUAGUUCGACUAGGAAAAAGGGGGCAGUCUAG
This is a messenger RNA of Seminavis robusta, 2094 nucleotides long. NCBI's taxonomy places the organism in Eukaryota, Bacillariophyta, Bacillariophyceae, Naviculales, Naviculaceae. The record is from the annotation of a GenBank genome assembly.